AUGUCGCAGAGCAAGAGAAGUAAUGCUGGCAGUAGCGAGCGUGCUGAUAACAUGAAAUGGUCGUUCAGGCAAGAAGAAACCGGAAAACUCUGCGUUUCAAGGACUAAUGGUCGUCUUGUUUGUAAUGGCAAAAAUGUAGAAGAUAUUAAACCAAGUGCCACCAAAACAGACACAUUGAAGGUAAAUCGGCAAAAUAUAAAAAUCAUGUCUGCAUAGCCAUAGGUUUCGAUUUAUAUUGAUAUUUGUUGUCAUUGAUAUUGAUAUUUUUCUACACAGGUAAAAUUUUGUAGCGUCGAUAGAGGGUUUGCUUUGAACAUAUGUCGCUUUGACUUCACCGCAAAUGAAGAAUCCCGAUAUUUCGAGCCCUAUAUUAAGUCAACCGAAAGAUUCGACGAGUGUUUUAAAGAAUUUCCCAAGGAGGGGAUAGUCAAAACAUCGUUGAGCGAUUUGGUAGGCGAUGUUGAGUUUGAAGCACCGGAUUCCCCGGUUGAUCUUACAAACCCAACUACUGAAGGCCCCGAAGGCGAAGCCAGCAACUUGGUCAUGGAAUCUCUCUCAACUUAUGAGCGUCCAGCAAAACGACCCGCGCCAAAGGAAAUCCCAGACGUUGAUCCCCUUCCUCCAGAAGUAAGCAAACAAAAAAGUGUUGAAACGCUAAAAGAUCCUCAAGAGGACGAUAAGGGCUUCCUAGACGCGGUAAAGAAACAAUUUCUACUACAGGAAGGUAUGUAAAUACUUGUUUGGCAUGUUUUAUCACUUGUUGAAGCCCGUUAAUUGUGUUUAAGCGCAUAUUUCAUUUGGAUGUAACCAUAGGUGUCCCAAAAAUAUUUAUUCCCCACAACAUUUAUUCUACAUUCAACAGUUAAACGUUUAAAAAUAUGUUUAAAAUGUUUCUGUCAGACUUGUCUGUCAGCUGCAUGUGUGUGCAGAUUGCCCAGUCAAUAGAUCUUAGACUGUCGUAGGGCCGGCAACUUCUUGCCAGUCUAUACAUGAUCACACAUUAUUAUAUUCGCUUGAAACAAGAAAUCGCAAAUUUUUCGCGACAGUUUUGUGUGGGAAGCCCUUUUUUUAAUCGAUUAUGAAAUUGCAGACGUUUUUUCCGAUGAUCAUGUAUUUCGAACAAUUCGCGUCCCGAUUUCCACCUAUACUGUAUUUACGUAGUUUAAAAACAAAAUUUCGUUAUUAAAGCACUUCCAUAACCCUAUUCGCUCUAUAAAAACUAUUUAUAAAGUUAUAAAAUAUAUCCAAUGUUUUUGCCUUCAGUUUUUUUUUGCGAUGUUCUGAAUAUUCCAAGCGAGUGCAAUAUUGUAUUUGUAUUUAAUUAGAUACACACAAGGUCUAUAUGUAUGCAAACUGGCAAAACCACUGCCAUUGAAGUUAAUUGGAUAACUGGAUAAGCUAUAUGUAUAUCACACCUUCUGAGUUCUGUUGAACUAAUCAAGCGUGGAUGCCAGCAUUAGCAAAUCACGAAGUUUAAUCUAACUAUACUGUACUUAUACAAAUAUUUCAGGGGUGUUCCAGACAGUUUUCAGUAUUAUUCAACUAGCUGUGCAUGUGUCGUGUUAAUUCAUGAUGCCCAACCUCUUCUGAUAUAGCAAAGCCAAUAUAUGUUAUGAUACAAGUGUGAAGUGGGCCCAACUAGACAAUCCACGUACAGUAUAUAUAUAACCAAACUUAGCAUCCAGAGCCAGACUGCAGAGUUGUGCAGUUUUUAACACGAUGUUGGGGAUGCAAAAGCUAAAAAAUGUAGGGGCAGAGAGGCACAAAACAGUUUCCAAGGGCAAGAGCACAUCAAGAGCCGUCACGGAACCACAAAAGUUGCAAUAUUAAAUGUUUAAAUUUAUGAAAUUUAGAUAUUUGGAGUAGAUUUGAGUUUGAAAUGUUUUUAUAUAUCAAGAGCUUCCCAAGGUGCUUUAUUUCAACCGUGUUUCAACUGUCAAAUGUGUUAUAAUAUACAUGUGUUCUCUGUCUCUGAGAUUUGGUCGUGUAUCGUGGGUAAAAAGUCGUGCGUCGUGCGUAAAAGUCAUGGGUCGAAAAAUGCUCUAAAUUUCCAGUUUUCGCUCAAACACUGCUUUGGCUACCCUGGUUCCAGAGGUUUUUAUGCCGCCGCAUUAUAAAUUACGUAAUACGAGCGAGAAUAUAGGGCGAAACUGGAUACCAGAACCUCUGGCAACCAAUUUGGCUAAAUAAUUUGCUCAAACACUGCUUUUGCUAAAUAAAUUGCUUUGUUUUAAAAAACGUAAUGGUUAUAGUAAAAAAAAGAAAAUCGCAGAAAUGUGAAUAUGUACAUUAUAUAUUCACAUUUCGAGAUGUAGAGAUAUUUCAUUUUCGGCUUUAUUUAGACAAAGACAGUCAUCAAUUAUCUUACGGUAUACUGUAAGUCACGACACUGAGAACGCAUCCAUUUUCUUUGGUCGCUCUUGUGCUCUUUAGUCGAGUUUCAGUAUACAGCUAAAAGUAUUCUUCGAUCUAGUUUUGGCUAUGUUGUACGAUCGUACGAAUUUACAACUUGAUCAAGUAGGGCAGAAAUAAAUUCAAAGCAGCUAAAAUUACGGCUUAUAUGCAAGACAUACAGGUAUAACGCUUGUUCAACAGAUUAUGAACACAGCAAGUGUUUGCCAGUGUGUGCGCGCAUGUUUCCUGUCGAAUUUCUAGGUGGUUUAUGCAUGUAAUUAAUUAAUUAAGGUUUCCUUUAAAUGCGUCAUAAGAUUUCUUUAGUCACUUGCCACCUGGCCAUAUCCUAGUGCUGCGCUUCUGACUUCAGUUCGAAGUUCGAAUGCAUAAUGUGGAGAAUUUCGGUUAAACAUUCAGUUGGGCAUUGCCGAUUGUUUACACGCGUUUUGCUAAAACAGAAUUUAUUUGACAAAAGCAGUGUUUGAGUGAAAACUGGAGCGUGUUAGGGAGGGAAACGGAAGUGGGGGGCCUGGCUUUCGAGGUUGAAAUAGCACUCGUCCUUCGGACCCGUGCUAUACGUAUGUUGAGGUCUUUGAAAAACUCACUCAUGCAUUUUAUAUCCAAAUUGCACUCGAAACCAUGCUAUUACCUAUACUUAUUACUAUCGUUACUUGUGAUUUUCGAAACAUAUAGCUACCAAAUUGCACUCGCCUCAAUUAGCUGCUCAUGCAAUUUUGGCACAUUUUUCAAAGAUCGCUCGUUAAUGAUUUUUGAAAUUGCACUCACUUGGACCAUAUGAUUACCAACACAAAAUGUACCUUAUACUUCAACUUCGAAAUAAUUCAGUGGUGUAUUCCAUUUUUAUACACCUGCAAGAGUAAACAGGGGCACACAUUAAACGAAUUGCUGGGGGGGGGUGAACGAUCUGGGAACCGAGUUGAAGACUUUGGAUGAAAAAUAAUAUAUAAAACAUAUAGUGAUCAUAUUCUUUUACUGAUAUAUUUUCCUUAGAUCCAUACCAUGUGAAAGUUGCCUCACUAGUUGAGCCACGAGACGAUUUUUUGAUCCGUCCACUAGACCUCAUGUUCGUGGGGAAGUUAAAAGUGGAAAUUCGUGAACGGUGCAGUACAUUCGUCAAACCAUUAAUUGCCAUGGUAAGUGAUGUAACAAGAAAAGAGGACUUUAGUCUGGCAAAACUCGAAGAUGGCAAAUACACUUUGGAAGUCAUCGGUGGGAACCAUAGAAGAGAAGCAUUCAUUCAGCUUCAGCAAGAAGGGCAACUGGACAACGAUUCAAUCAAGGUUCAGUUGUUUACAGGUAUGCUCUUUAAAACAGUAUCUAACCCACACAAAACAAGUACGGUCUAGAAUUCCCUUUGUUUCGCGCGCCUUUCUGCACGUUUAUUUUCAGUUUUCAUCUUUCACACGGCAUUUUCAUUUCUUGAAUGUCGUUCUUUCAUUAUAAAAUAUUGCCGAAUAUUUCUUUACAAAUUUAACAGUUAAACGUGUGACGCUUAUAAGAAAAACAAAAUCUUUAUCUUAGCCAAUCACGAGCUUGAUAAAUAAUGAGAACCACUCGAAACGUCGAAAUUGUCCUUUCAAGUAAAAAUAAGACUUUUCAGUAAUUCAGUUGCUUGUUGGGCUUGCACGAUUGCAUGGGCAGGUUGUUUUGCUAGAAAUUGCCACAAAAAAUUGUUUUCUUAUUUAUGUUUAAUGCCUUCUGUUUUCCAUUCUUAAUUUAUAAAUCAGCUGAAAUCAAUACUUCAUGAUUAAUUUAAGUCUUCAAAUUACUUUGUUAAGGAAAACAUCAGAUUAGAAUAUUGAUUGAUCAAUCCUUAAUUGCAACCAUUUGCUUCAAAUUUUGCCAAAUUAUGUGAGCGGCAAACUAGACCUCAGAUGGCAAGUGAAUUUUGUUCCACUGGCUUGUUUUGAAAGACAUGCAGACACCUUUGCAGACAUGAAUUUAUUUUCAAAUUGAUGUCUGCAAACAUACUGGCAGUCAAAAUGGCAAAGCAGAAUUUUGUUUUUAUGACUAGAAAUAGUUAGAGUGGAAGGAUGAAUAUAAGUUAAAUUUAUGUUUUUCUCACUAGAAAUGUCACAGAAACAGGCUUUGCGAUUGGCACAGCUUCAUAACCGAGAGGACUCAUUCCACCAUGACCUAUCAACAAGCGACAAAGUGAGGAAUUAUUUAAAAUGUUUUCAUUCUAAUUAAUGCAGUCGUUUACCAGUUCUGGGUGCUAUAAACAUUGCUGCAAUUACUUUUUUAAGCCAUUAAGUGACAAUGUAGGACUGUUCGGUAUACCGAUAUACCGAAAAUAUCGGUAUUAAAUCAAUAUCGGUAUAUCGAUACCGGAUAUUCAACGGAACCAUACCGAUAUACCUAAAUUUCCGAUAUACCGGAAUUUUUCGGUAUACCGUGUUAAAUUUACCAACCAUAUUUCGAAACCAUAACCUUCAUUUUACUACUGAAUGGCAAUUCAAAUAACUUUCUACUGCAAUGAUUAAGAAUUUCCACUUCAGUGAGAUUUUACACUGAGUACGUGUCGUUCGAAACAUGUUCGAAACAGCUUCGAAAUUAUCGUUUUCCCUUUUAAAAUUACUCAAAAUUUCUUUCAAAUUUCCAUUAGAAAAUUUUCCUUUAUAAUUAUCAAAGGAAAACCGGUAUACCGAUAAUAUCGGUAUAAUUUUUUCGGUAUACCUAUACCGGAAAUUUCUCAUACCGAAAAUUCCUAUUACAAUGUACCAUACUGCACCCACUUUGUUAUUUUAUUUUGUCUUUUACCAUUAUGAACUAUUUUAGUCAUCACGAGAGAUUCUAGUGCAAAAAUUGGUCAAAUGCCAUGAUCCUCAAUAAACCCUUUGAGUGGCAACGUACCUUGAUGAUAUUUAGGGUUCAUUUGUAUAUCUACUGUAUGCAGGCAAUGAAUCAUUUGUGUCUCUCAAAUGGCUCAUUGAAUCACGAUAGUACAGUAUAUGACAGAUAAUGGAUGAUAAUUGAAUCUACACUACAGUGUACAGGCAAAGCACUGUGUGUAUUUAUGUUUUUCUGUUGGGAGCACGUAUCUUUCUGUCAAUUCGCUGUUCCAUAACUUUGCAAUACUGUUGUAAAUAACAGUUAAUGAUGACAGAUAAAAAUUACUUCUACAGAUAUCAUUAAUUCUGUCUAUAACAUUUUUUACAGGUAAAGUUAUGUAGAAACCUACUGCUGAAAGAAUUUGCAAACAAAAAAUCUGCAAGUUGGAGAAAUUUGUGUUCUGUGAUUAUUGGUGAAACUGUAAGUAAAACACAAUUAUACUGUAUACCUAGUCAUUAAUAAUACAUGCAUCUUAGUUAAUUGUCUCACACUUUUGCUGCAACUGACAAUUUGCAUGUAAAAAUUGUAAAGUGUAACCAUCAAUUAAAUCUACAGUAUAAUUGCAACACUUUAAGGAAAAGUUGCACAAAGUAGAAUCAGUUUCUGCUUUGUGCAUUAUGCUGCACCACUUGGUGAUUGCAUGAUCUCGAGGUUAAAUUUACAUUGAUGAUUGUUCUAUCUGAUCAAAAUUCAAAUGUUACAUCCAUUUACUGCAAGUCAUCUAACUUGGUAUAUUAAAUGAUUGGAAAUGUUAGCCUGCAUACAAAUUGACUUCACAAGUUAUUUUACUUGCAUUCUUGUUGCAAUGACAUUACAAACAACAUGGACAUUACAAACAACAUGUGCUGUUAAAAACAACUGCCUCCUAUUUUGUUAGGAAAAUGUUUUAAAUGAUUGUUUUCUUUUUCUAUUUCCAUAGGAAACCAUGCUUUCAAAUGUCCUUUUUGUUGCCAGUGAACUGGAUGAUAAUGUUUACAAUGCUGUGCUGGAGUUAAUGAAACAAUAUGGAGCACUAAAAUUAAAAGGACAAAAGGCAUCCAAAAAGGCAGUGAAAGAUAAUGACAAAAAUAAAACAUUGAAAGUUUCAUUUCCAUACACAAAGUUGAAAUGCUUGCGCGGUGACUUAAAAAUGGACGAACUGCUACAAAUGCUGCAUAAUGUAAUCAGUGGCGAUAUAAGCUUGCAAGAUAUGGAGAAAGAAUUGGGUCGUUUGAAAGAGAUGCGAGCAUUGCAAAAUUAUUUUGUCAAGAACACCAACUGUAGCUCUUGGAGAGAAGCAAAAGAGAAGUAAUUUUAAUUCAUUAAUGUUUUCGGCAUUGUAUUUGUAGGCAGUGCAAGAUUGUGUUGCCAAUAAUAUGCAUCCCCUUACAAAAAUAUCCUAUAGAAAUUCCCAUAGGAAUUUGUUUUCCUAUAGGAAUUUUGUUUUCCUAUAGGAAUUUUGUCCCAACUUCUUAUAGGAAUUUUUCCUAUAGGAAUUCCUACAGCUAAUUUUCGUAAGGGUCAGCAUAAUAUUAUAUUGUGACACUCACACUGUCAGACUGUGAAAUUGUGCUGGUUACCUUUCAAUUAUAUAUGAGCUCUGAGAUGAACCAUAUGGGCUGUACAGACAUUAACCCAUUAUGUUGCAUACUGAUUAUUUGCCCUACUGCACCUUAUUCUAACUGUACUUUACUCAUUACAGGCUGUGUGCUGGUGCACAAUGAGCUAAUUAAUUACACUGUCUGCCCAUGUUUCUAUUUAACCUAAUAACUAACACCAGUCACCAGAUGAUUUUUCUUUUUUUUAAGUGCUCUUAGACUAUUACAUGUACAGUACAAUAGAUUCAAUUUUAUUGUUAUAAGUAGUUGUCUUUGUAAUGUUUACAACAUGAGCGGCCGUGUUGUAUCGGAUAUACAAACUCGUGCCGAAGGCAAGAGUUUGUAUAUCCGAUACAACACAGAUGCGAAUGUUGUAAACAACUUAAAAAACGACUCAUCUUAUAAGUUCAUUGGUGAAGUAAUUUUAAAAAUGAACGUUAAUUGUCUAUAAGCUGAGAAAAUCAAAGUUAAAGUUUAUAUGUUAAUCAACAUGAAUCUGUAUCACAUAUACAGAUACGACACGCUUAUGAUUUUUCUUUGUGUUUUCUUCAUGAAUUAUUAACGAGUUUUUUAAUAAAAAUUUGUUCACGUAGGUACCCCAAAUAUACAAGUGAAGAGGUGUUGCAAGGGUUCCGGGGAGAGAUCACACGUGGAGUGGCCAAACAAAGAUUCCAAUCAUUUGUUCAGCGUGCUGUUGGUUAUGGCUGCAGAUUGCCAGCGGCUGAACACAACAGUUUAGUUACACUCAUUGAACUAGACUGUUUGGAAGAAUUGAAUCCAAGCAUAAUGCCAGAGAAAUUACCAAAUUUCAAGGGGGCAGAUCUUGUAUUUGUGGACAUACCAAAGGUAUGGUAACAAGGCUUUUAAUUUUGCAUGCUAAAGUACAGCAAAGGUCUACUGUAGGUCUAGACUGAUUCCUAGCUGUCAUAUAAACUGUAUAUACCCAUUACAAAAAUCAUCAAACCAAUUUCCCUCUCUCAGGAUUAUGAUUUGCUGCAUUGUCCCUGGGGGAUAAUUAGUUACAGCAAGAAUUAGCCUUUCUGACGCUGCCAUUUUUGGUUGGCUUUUCAGCUGAAGAUAAAUUAAAUCAUUUAAUUACAGCUGAAGGUAAAUUUACUCUGUUAAUGGUUAGUUUGUUUUGAAAAAUUGCUUUUCACAUUGUUUAAACUGUCUGCAUUUGCUAAAUAAAUGUGUAUGUAUAUGUACUGUAUGUAAUUGCAUUGGUUAAUGAGAAUUAGAUAUGCCACCCAACUCGUCAUCGUGAGAAAGGCUAAUUGAUCCAUAACUUAUUAAAUAUACCAAUUUCCCAUUUUAAAGUUGCACUGCACUGAUUUUAUUAUUUCACAUUUUCACUUGACUAUCUAUAAAUGCCAGACAGUUUUAUUGAUCAAAGAGAGAGUGCUGGCAUUCAAUAUGAGAAAAUAUUUGUAACAUGAAAUACAAUACAACGGUAUAACUCCGAAUAAAGUAAGCAUUUUGAUUCAACGUUUCGACUUUAUUUAGUCAUCAUUCCUGAUGAUGACUAAAUAAAGUCGAAACGUUGAAUCAAAAUGCUUACUUUAUGCGGAGUUACCGUUGUAUUGUAUUUUAUGAAAAUACUCAGUGGUUCCCGCAAUUAUUUUUGUAACAUGUCUUAAUUAAUUUUGUAUAGAUCAGAUCCAUUUGAUAAUGACAGCUCUUAUUUUCCAGGGCCAGUUGUUCAAAAGCUGUCUAACUUAUGCAUGAGUCAAUCCGUACUGUUACCAAUGUCCCUCCCCCUGGGUAACUCUGGGGACAAUGCAAAAGAAUACAUCCCGGGGGUGGGGAAUUGCUAAACAGAUUUUAUUCCUGGGGAUAUAGAUCGAGUGGGGAUCCAGUGAAGAGAAGAUGUAAAAUCACAAAAUUUCCUUCCAAAAAUCCCUAAAUUUCUUUCCAUUUUUCCUUUCAAAUUUUAAUCAAAAUUAACGAAUUUACCGAGCAAUUAUAAAUGUCCAGACAGUAACGUAGAAACACAUAUUAUAUUAAUUUAUAGGAAAUAGAACUGCAUUUUGCAGGUUCAAUUCUGCUUUAGAGCCACAUGCAUGCACAGAAACUUCAGAACUGUAGUAUGAAGUGGCUUGGAGUGUGUUCCCAGGCCAGAGACAAGGUUAAUCUAAAUUUAUACUAGAAUAUUGUUAAAAGUUAACUAACAUUCUCGACUAAUAUGAUACUGUAAUUGGGGGCUUGAGUGGACUCCUCGUAAGUGGGUGCAGCCGUGCAGAGGAGAGACACCUCAUUUAAGCAUUUUCUGAAUUGCCACCACGUCAUAUAGGCGCCUCACAAUGAGACACCCUGUAGGUCCAAUUAAGCCAAUCUGGUCAUUUUGAAUGUUUUCACGGGGCCCGGGGUGAUGGCCAUUCCUUAGGGCAGAGGCUAGGAAAAUGGCAGCAGGAUAGGCUGAUAUCAAAAGCAUUGACAAGGAGUCAGACUGCAAUAAGUACACUAUUAAAUUACUAGAAUGCUAUGCUGUAUAGUGGUGUAAUUUUACAUUUUCAUGAUCAAUUAAACCUGCAAAGUUCCCGGCAACUUGCAAAAUUCCCAACCUGCAAAAUUCCAACAUGCAAAAUUCCCAACCUGCAACCUGUGUUUUGUACCUGCCGGAAUUUUUAGCGUUCCCCCGGGGGCGGGAAUUAGCAAAUAUGAAAUAUCUGAGUCCCGGGGGUGGGGCAGCAAAGCCAAAAAUGGCAAAUCCUUGGGAUGUUGCCGGGCGAGGGGGGGGGGGGUGUGAUGGUAAUAGUACAAAUUGACUCAUGCUUUAAUAACCGGUUAACUGGCAAACUUCCUAACAGCUUGUUUAUACCUUUGGAAAUAUAAAUAUUGUCUGUGUCAGUAGGAGGUUUCUUCUCUGAAAUUUUGAAGAUGUGCAGAAAAUCAGAAAAUAAUACAUAAAGUAAAACAGCAGGUUAAAUUUUAACCCAGUGCCAGGGUUUAAGCGCUAAUCCAUCUUUGAACAACCGGCCCUUAUUUAUAUUUAUGUCCCUGAGUGCUUACCUGUACCACAGACUGUAGGUCUCCCCUGAUUAUACUUAACACAGCAUUUGGGGGUGAAUUCAAUAUAACCAUAUUAACAUAAUGUUUCCAACUUUUUUACCAAUGCGUUUUACUGCCUACCAAUGCCAUAAAUUAAGUAUGGACAUAGAUUAUGUAUUAAGUACUGUUAUACUUAAUCUGUGCCAAAACUUUAUAUGUUGAAGAUUGUUGAAAGUCGUUUUAAUAAAUUUAUAAAAUACUUCAUUUUAAUAAAGCCCGCAAGUUACCUGGCAACCUGUAAACUCUCCUGCGCACCUCCCGAUCAAUUUCCCCCCCCCCCCCAUUGGUAUGCCAUUGGCGCAAUCAAUUUAUUCUGCAAAUAAAACUUUGUAUUUAAUAAUUUUAUAGAAGUGGAGCCUCGAAGAUUUGAUAAAGUUUUUGAGGAUGAUAAAGAGUCUAAACUAUGCCAACAACGUAGAACAAACAAGGUUUAUUCUCUUUCCAAGCACUUCUGCAGAAGCUGUGAUGCUUUUCCAGUUACAAAUGGCAGCCGAUCCUUUGGAGCGUGCAAAUGUACUGGACUGGAAGCUGGCUUAUUACCAGAAGCCUUCCGAAAUAAAUGCAGGUAAUUUAAUUUUAACAGUAUGAAAUCAAGCUCCUAAUUUUUUCCAAUAUCACAUUUUUAUAUAUCUGUAUUUAUGUACAACACAUGUAAUACAUUGUUGUAUAUUUGUACAUGAUUUUGAGAUGCAUGCUGUCUGGCAUUUCGAGUCAUUCGACUGAACUGAAGUUUACAAGAUAUUUUACUUUAUAAUGUUAACAAUGUUGUAAAAGUGCAAACAAACUUGAUAUGGCGGGGUAUCCAAGCAGUGGGCCAUUCCUUGCCAUCCAGCAAAUUUGGGGAAAUUCUCCAUAUGGCAAUGUGACCUCCACAUUGCAUCUAUUUAGGCAAUACCUGUGUUUACAUUUUAUUAAAGUGUGAGUGUGGAUAACCUAUAUCUAUUAAUUCUCUCACACACUCAGAUUAGUAGUAAUAUUUGUUAUGGAUAUGUGUUGUAUAUAAUAAUUAUUUCUUUUUGUAGAUCAUUGUAAACUAAACAGUGUGGUAUUGCCAUUUGUGCUUUGCUGUGGACCACCGAAUAUGGCAACCACAAAUAUGUUUAUUGUUGAGAGUUCAGAACCAAUAGUCAAGGAAAAGGACACCGGGAUUGUCCACAGUAGGCAAAAACCUACUAAAUUAUAUGAAGAACUGAUCAGUAUCUUUAAUAAAGAUAAGUCUUUGCAUAUUCUAGAUUGUUGUGGUGGUGCAGGCUCAUGUGCAUUGGCCUGUAAUGCAUUGGGACUGAAAUGUAUUGUGAUUGAGAAAUCACCAAUAAAG
Messenger RNA from Paramuricea clavata, 11190 nucleotides. The record is from the annotation of a GenBank genome assembly. Lineage: Eukaryota; Metazoa; Cnidaria; Anthozoa; Malacalcyonacea; Plexauridae.